AUGAACAUCAAUGCUGCCUUUGAUGUAAAGGGAAAAAUUGAUUUUCUUAACACUUCAAAGGUCAAGGAGUCUGAUAUUUCAUUCUUGUUUUCAGUCAAGGUCAUUGACCAAGUGAUAUAUAACCAUUCCUUGACCCAAAUUGUACCCGUCGUUACCGGCAAUGAUAGCCAGACUAUUUUGGACGCUCAAGCUUUCACAGAUUUACGCGCCGAUAUCUUCUUUACGAAAUCAAGAGCUGCAGAUGCCCAGAAACUACAAGGCAAGGGCAAGAACUCGUUCAGUCUCAACUUGGGCUUUGACAGCCUUGACGACAGCUUCCUCAGCGAAAAUGAAACCACCAUCUCCGUUUCUUAUACUGGUGGAGGACAAGGAUUAAAAGCCCCCGACCAAGACUGGACGUUUGAGAUCAUGAAGAGUGCCGCGCUCAGGUUCCCGGACCUCGUUGCGAAAACCCCAAUGCCCACUCACGUAAUUCUCACCAAUAUUUCCCCCCCAGCUUUCGAGGUGGCUGGUGUCUACUCGAUGUUACUCCAGGAAGCCUACCUGGACUACAAGACUGUAGCCAAGAAUCUCCAAGUCCUAUCAUUCGAGGUCUCGUCGGGUAGAGUCAAGCUCAUCACGUCAUCAGAAUACCGAUGUCAGGUUGAGGAGGCGAAGAAGGAGAAGACUCGAGAGGCAGCUAAGCGGAAGCAGGCUGUUGACGCUGUUAACAAGGACGAACCUGCCAAUAAAGAUAACGUCAAGUCCGGCAGUGAUACUCCCGCAUCGGAUCAAAAAGAAGACGAUGCUAAGCCUGCCAAGAAUGGUCAAACGAAGGAGGGAGAGAAGAGGAACGAAGACGCAGCUGUGCCAGAUUCCAAAGACACUACGGUAAAGAAAUCUCCAGGGCCAAACCACUGGCGGCCAAUCGAAGUUACCAAGGAGUACAAGGCUACUCCUCAAGGCCUCGAAGACGCUCGUAACAUGGUCCGCACUUUCUUAAUCCGCAUUGUGCAAGAGAUCAACAUCCUAAGCAAACAUCCUCAUUUGGCUCUCGAGGAUGAUCGAGUUCAGCCUCACAUGAGCCCGUUCCUUUUCAAAGAACUUCUGCCGGUCGGACAGCCUGUUGCACCCGACGAGGAACAGGACAAGGAGUUGGCAAACGUAACCGACAGGAUCAACAAAAUUAAUGCCAAGAAGAAUGAUUCGUCUGCUUUGUAG
This is a messenger RNA of Fusarium sp. VM40, 1200 nucleotides long. NCBI's taxonomy places the organism in Eukaryota, Fungi, Ascomycota, Sordariomycetes, Hypocreales, Nectriaceae. The record is from the annotation of a GenBank genome assembly.